UCAGAAAUAAACCCUUGUUGAUUUUCGCCGUUCUUGGUCUUAACUCUGUAUAAUUAAUAAUCAUCUGAAACAUACUGUACCUCUUCAUAUUACAAUUUCAUGUUCAUUUGUACUAGUUGAAAUAUAUGGUUACAAUGAGCCAUUUGCGGGGAAUCGCUUCGAUUUUAACACGAUUUUUAUCGUCGGUUCAACAAAAUAACGCCCAGCAGCAAAUACAACAGUUGUUAACUGGCAGAUUUCCUAAGGCAAGCGUCAAUGUUGUUGAUGUAUCUGGAGGUUGUGGUGCAAUGUUUGAAGUAUUUGUGGAAGAUAAGGAAUUUGAAGGCUUAUCCACUUUAAAACAGCAUAAAUUGAUAACACAAACGUUAAAAGAGCAAAUAAAAAAUAUGCACGGUGUCCGCAUUCAUACAUCAAUACCGAAAGCCAAAUAAUGCAACUAUAAAUUAAAUCUCUACGCCAUGAUUGAAGCAAACAAGUUGUUAUGUAGUUUUAAGCUGCUUUCAGGAACCUUAGUGAAUAAACGAGAAUCGAGCAGGGUGUACGAAAUAUAUUUGAAAAUAAUUUGUAUAGAAAUGUUAACAAGUUGAAAGCACAAUAAUUAUUAAAAUAAAUUGGUUCUCAAAUAUAAUUUUUUUUUAUAUUGGUACAACAUUGAUUUAAAAUUGGUGUCGGCUUAGCUCUGUUCCCUGGAAAACGGAAUCUACAUCGGAAAUUAUCUAAACUUUGCCCAUUGUUAAAGGGCACGCCUAGUGUGAAAUAUUGAAAAAAAAAAAUAUUGCGCUAGUUUAUAUUAUUAAAAAUAACAUACUAAAAUGUUAAUCCAUAUCACAAAUAGUUUUUGAGUUGCAGCCAUUUAAAGAGUAGCCUCUCGGUUCAAUCGUCUUUCCGACGAGUUUUAUGUAAUUGCUUAUCGCACUUGCAUCGCCCUGUUACGUUUUAUAACAGUAAAUAUUCCGCAUGGGGAACAAUCACAAAGCAUUUAUUGACGCUAAUUGUAUAUAUGUGGUGAAACAUAUUGCAUUUUUGCAUUUGUAAUUUUAAUCAAGUGAAGUAAUUUAGAAGAUUUGUAAAUAAACUAACUAUUGCAUAUAAAAGUUCAAGUUAAAAAGCAAUUUGUUAGUUUAAAAUUUGCCAUGUAAUGAAGUUGAGUGUAUUUAGUUAUUUUCGAUAUUCCUCGUGCUAGCGUUUGGUAUACAAUAGUCAAGUACCUACUUUGUUUAAAACUGACAAGAAAGAUUUAAUUAGCUUUCAAUAAUAGCAGUGCAAUAAACUUUAUUGUCGGUCAAGUAGGCUGGCCAGUCUCGUUUGAGACUCACGGUAUAUAAGAUUUUAAAAUAAUGCGAGAAUUUAAAGUGGUUGUGUUGGGUUCGGGCGGUGUCGGCAAGUCUGCCCUUACUGUUCAAUUCGUUUCCGGGUGCUUUAUUGAAAAGUACGAUCCCACCAUUGAAGACUUCUACCGAAAAGAAAUAGAGGUAGACAAUUCACCGUGCGUACUGGAAAUAUUAGAUACCGCUGGUACAGAACAGUUUGCAUCAAUGAGGGACUUAUAUAUAAAAAAUGGACAUGGAUUUAUUGUAAUGUAUUCGUUGACAAACCAUCAAACUUUUCAGGAUAUAUCAAGCAUGAAAAAUGUCAUAACAAGAGUUAAGGGAAGUCAACCGGCCCCAAUUUUACUAGUCGCAAAUAAAAUUGAUUUAGAUUGUCAAAGAGAAGUUUCUACUGAGGAAGGAAACGCUCUCGCUCGACAAUGGGACUGUCCGUUUAUUGAAGCAUCCGCAAAAGAUAGAAUAAACGUAAAUGAAGUGUUUGCAACUAUAGUACGUGAAAUGAAUAUGACACAGGAAAAACGCCAGAAAAAAAGUUACUGUUGUUGUACACUUUUAUAGAAAUAUUAAAAAACGUAUUAAUAUAAAAUUAGCUCAAAAGUGUACGAGUAAUUGUAUUAUUUUACUUUAAUAUAUUUUGCUCUUAACUCACACUGAUUUUCCAAGGCCAUGCAAAUAUACGUAUAUGAAGGUUAUUUGUAUUACAUUAACGAAAGACUGGAAAUUCUUUAAAAUAAUAUAAACCACUUAAAUAUCAACAGUGACUACCAGAGUCAUGAUUGGAAAAGAGUUGAAAAAGUGUAUGCGAAGAAUAGAAUCUAAAUUUGAUAAGAGAAUAAUAAAAUUUGAAAAUUAAGGGAAAUAAUUCAA
Molecule: messenger RNA, 2195 nt
Organism: Bactrocera oleae (olive fruit fly)
Lineage: Eukaryota; Metazoa; Arthropoda; Insecta; Diptera; Tephritidae
Gene: Rap2l
Product: Ras-associated protein 2-like
Biological process (GO): negative regulation of cell migration; Rap protein signal transduction
Cellular component (GO): plasma membrane
Molecular function (GO): GTPase activity; GDP binding; GTP binding
Source: RefSeq, a predicted model, not a curated record